UCCACAAUCCGCAAUUAACAAUUGCAAAUUUUGACGCUUAUCUUAUUGAAAAUAUUACUUUCAUAUUUCGUUCUAAUCGCGGGGUAGCAAAAUUAUCAUUGAUUGAUAACAAUACCUACUCUAUAUAAAGGGUAACACCAUUUUGAAUUGGCUAACUUGAGUGGUAAGGUAAAUGAUGCAAAUAAUGAGUUCUUCACGGGCCACGUUGGCAAUAGUGAUCCUGGCAGUGUUUGCGAACGUUAUGGGUCAGCAUGAUCCCCAUUUCUGGGGUGGACACAGUGGCAUAGUGCACCUAUUCGAGUGGAAAUUCUCAGACAUUGCCCAGGAGUGUGAGAGGUACUUGGGACCACGUGGUUAUGGGGGUAUUCAGUUAUCACCAGUCAAUGAAAAUGUCAUUAUUUGGCGGGGAAAUGAUCGCCCAUGGUGGGAAAGAUACCAACCAGUAUCGUUCAAGCUAACAACGCGUUCUGGCAAUGAGCAGGAUUUCCUGGAUAUGUCUCGCCGGUGCAAUGCUGUAGGUGUUCGUUUGUAUGUUGAUAUUAUUAUCAACCAUAUGGCUGCUCAACCAGGAGUUGGUAUUGACGGUUCUAUUUCAAACCCUGGAGAUCGUGAUUUUCCAGCUGUACCAUUCACCGCUCUUGACUUCAACCCUUCCUGCGAAAUAACUGACUGGGGCAAUGCUUGGCAAGUUAGAAAUUGUGAGUUGGUUGGACUUCCAGAUUUAGAUCAAAGCAGAGAAUGGGUACGUGAUAGAUUUGUGGAAUUCUUGGACCAUUUAAUUGAUCUUGGUGUGGCUGGUUUUCGAGUAGACGCAGCGAAGCACAUGUACCCACAUGAUAUGGAGGUGAUAUUCAAUCGACUGAAGAAUCUCAACACAAACUUCGGAUUCGCUUCUGGAUCGCGUGCAUUCAUGAUGCAAGAAGUGAUCGACGGUGGUGCUCAUGAGCCUAUUCGGAAAUAUGAGUACAUCCAUCUUGGAACAGUAACGGAAUUUCAGUAUUCUUUCUACGUUGGACGAGCUUUCACUGGUGGUGACCUUCUCGUGUGGCUGCAGAACUUUGGGGAGGAAUGGGGCCUUCUGUCAUCAAGAGAUGCGCUUGUUUUUGUGGAUAAUCAUGAUAACCAACGUGAUCACGCUCUAACUCACAAGUCACCCAAGGCUUACAAAAUGGCGACUGCCUUUGCUGCUGCUUAUCCAUUCGGACAACUACGUAUCAUGAGUUCGUUCUACUUCGAUGAUAGAGAUCAAGGACCACCACAGGAUGCCAACGGGAAUAUCAUUUCUCCUUCGAUCAAUUCAGACGGAACAUGUGGAAACGGAUGGGUUUGCGAACAUCGUUGGCGCCAAAUAGCCAAUAUGAUCAAUUUCAGAAAUGUGUGUUGGGGAACUUCCGUAACAAAUUGGUGGUCUAACGGCGAAAACAAAAUUGCAUUUGCUCGCGGUAACUGUGGGUUUGUCGCUUUCAACAAUCAACACCAAGCCGAUAUGCUUGAAAUACUGCAAACAGGACUUCCAGCUGGAGUUUAUUGCGACGUCAUUUCCGGUGAAAAAGUGGGCUAUUCCUGUACCGGUAAAUCUGUCACGGUACUUGCUGACGGUCGUGCUUCUAUUCACGUUCCUCAUGAUGCCGAAGAUGGUGUUCUGGCUUUCCAUAUUGAGUCCCGCAUCUGAUACCCAAUGCUUGCUGGAAUGCUGAAUUAUGGUGGCAUGUGGCAACGUACUGUUAUUUGAUUGCAAAGAGUUGAAAAUUUUUAUUUUAAAAUUUAUGAAUAUAAAAAAAAUAUCACCUGUCAUACAACGAAUUAUUUCUUUUAAUUUGAGCACUUGAUUUUAACUUUACAGACACGUUUAUCAAUAUCAUGCCUUCAGUGUGUCGUACUCAACGUGUAGAAAGCAAUCGAAGUCUGCACUAUGCUUUGUAGGCUUAACAUAAAUAUGUAGAGUCCAAAUUGCGAUGUUUUCUUUCAAAGUGAGUCGAGUACGACACACUGAAGGCGGAGUUACAGUUAAGGAAGGCAUAGAAAUACAUAU
Messenger RNA from Armigeres subalbatus, 2032 nucleotides. Its product is annotated as alpha-amylase A-like. Lineage: Eukaryota; Metazoa; Arthropoda; Insecta; Diptera; Culicidae. Gene Ontology annotation, molecular function: alpha-amylase activity; cation binding. Bases 173 to 1672 code for a protein of 499 amino acids. The transcript has 3 exons. The record is from RefSeq and is a predicted model, not a curated record. Gene Ontology annotation, biological process: carbohydrate metabolic process.